Messenger RNA from Trypanosoma rangeli, 462 nucleotides. RefSeq lists its product as uncharacterized. Bases 1 to 462 code for a protein of 153 amino acids. The record is from RefSeq and is a predicted model, not a curated record. Lineage: Eukaryota; Euglenozoa; Kinetoplastea; Trypanosomatida; Trypanosomatidae. The transcript has a single exon.
AUGGGUCCGUCCCAUGGCAUGCAGCGAAGCCGCCCAAACGCGGGCCCCACCUCUGGAAAUCAUAUGUCGUUGGUAGAGCCGCCUGACCUAACGCAGCAUCUUCAAUUUGGGAUGAACAACAUGGAGUAUGUCAUGGUUCCAGACGUUCCGGAGGAGCGUCGCAAUCGCACAGACGUGGAAAAAGAGCGUGAGAUGCAACACCGCUUCGGAGAGUAUGGCCCUGGUGAGCGACUGGUGAAGAGCUCACAGCAGACGCGGCGUGACAUGCUGCAGGAGCAGCAAGAUGUCGAUGGACUUCCUUGGGAGAUGCGGUGGCGAAGGGAGAUGAUACCAACUGCGGAGGAAAUGAUUCAGGAGGUUCGCGAUCGUUUUGACCUCUACAUUCGGAUCCUAUUGAGCGAGAGCAGGAGUGGUACCCGCACUGGAAGGAUCGAUCCUUCAAGAUUCAGAAGGAUCGUAUGA